UUCGCCAAACACGACUUGUCCCGCGCCUGGGUGGCCCAAUGCUGAAACCCACCCAACGGCCAACUGAAAAGCAAAGAACACAUCCACAACCUUUGAGUAUUAUUUCUUGCAAUUAGGCUGUUUUUGUCUCGUCUCCUUGAGGAAUCAUCGAUUAGAAUCAUGCCAACCCAAAACCCCUUUCUUCAGUUCCAUAUUUAAAUCCAGCAAUAACACAACACUUCCGAACUCUCAUCAAUGACCGCCCAGAUGCUUUUGUCUCAGUCACAGUCCAUGUCUCGAACAGUGCUCACUUUUUCACCCACCUCCCACAAUCCUCAGUUCUUCAGUCACCACAAAACCACCCAAUUGAAUGUUUUUACACCCAGAAAUCAAAAACUCAAAUUUCCCUAUGUUUAUGCUCUAAAAAUCCCAGAUGUCAAUGUUUUGGGGAAAUCCAGGUAUGGGAAAUCAGGGUCUUUCAAUUCCCAGUUGGUCUGUCACACAAAACCAUGCAAUUGGAUAGUUUCAGACCCAGAAGUCAAAAGCAAAAGUUUCUGUCUGUAAACCCUCUGAAACCCCAAGAUUCUAGCGGUUGUAGAAUAGGUAUUUUCCUACUAAGGUCUUGCAGUUUCCAAUUUUUAUGUAACAACAAUACUAUACAAUUGAGUAGUUCUAGACCCAGAUACCAAAAACAGAGAAUUUUGUGUUUUGACCCAUUGAGAACCCAAGAUUUUAUUAACCCCCAGCUUGGUGAGUCCAAAUUCGGUUAUUAUGGCGUGAGGCGGAGGAAUAGGAGCUUGAUGGUGAGCUCAAAAUCAGUGAUGAGUGUAGAUAAAGUGUUGGAGAGUGAUGGAAGGGAAGGAGUAGGUGGCAAUAGCAGUUACGAUGCCAUUGUUAUUGGGUCAGGGAUUGGUGGAUUGGUUGCGGCGACGCAGCUAGCCGUGAAGGGAGCUCAGGUUUUGGUGCUGGAAAAAUAUGUGAUUCCUGGUGGGAGUUCUGGGUUCUAUCAGAGGGAUGGCUUUACAUUUGAUGUUGGAUCAUCAGUGAUGUUCGGUUUCAGCGAUAAGGGUAAUCUAAAUUUGAUAACUCAAGCAUUGGCAGCUGUUGGAUGUAAGAUGGAGGUGAUACCCGAUCCAACAACUGUCCAUUUUCAUCUACCAAACAACCUUUCUGUACUAGUACACAGGGAAUAUAGUGAAUUCAUUGCAGAACUUGCUAGUAAAUUUCCCCACGAAAAGGAAGGGAUCCUCAAAUUCUACAAUGAAUGCUGGAAGGUCGGUUUGGAUUGAGAUUUUCAAUGCCUUGAACUCAUUGGAAUUGAAGUCCCUUGAGGAGCCAAUUUAUCUUUUCAGACAGUUUUUCAAGAAGCCUCUUGAAUGCUUGACACUCGCCUAUUAUUUACCCCAAAAUGCUGGAGACAUUGCUCGUAAGUACAUAAAAGAUCCUCAGCUGCUGUCCUUUAUAGAUGCUGAGUGUUUUAUAGUGAGCACUGUCAAUGCUCUGCAGACACCAAUGAUCAAUGCAAGCAUGGUUCUAUGUGACAGACAUUUUGGGGGAAUUAAUUACCCUGUUGGUGGGGUUGGUGAAAUUGCAAAGUCCUUAGCGAAAGGAUUGAUGGAUCAGGGCAGUGAAAUAAUUUACAAGGCAAAUGUGACAAGCAUUAUAGUUGACCACGGAAAAGCUGUAGGGGUGAGACUGUCAGAUGGAAGGGAGUUAUUUGCUAAAACCAUAAUAUCAAAUGCUACUCGAUGGGAUACGUUUGGAAAGCUUUUAAAAGGAGAAGACCUACCUAGAGAAGAAGAAAGUUUUCAGAAACUUUACGUUAAGGCCCCUUCUUUUCUUUCUAUUCACAUGGGGGUUAAAGCUGAUGUUUUACCACCAGACACAGAUUGCCACCAUUUUGUACUUGAGAAUGAUUGGACAUAUUUAGAGAAUUCUUAUGGAAGUAUAUUUUUAAGCAUUCCAACCGUUCUUGAUUCAUCAUUGGCUCCAGAAGGACACCAUAUUCUUCACAUAUUUACAACUUGUUCAAUAGAGGACUGGGAGGGGCUGUCUUUAAAGGAUUACAAGGCAAAGAAGGAUCUUGUGGCAGAUGAAAUCAUAAGCAGACUGGAAGAGAAGCUGUUUCCUGGUCUUAAGUCUUCCAUUGUCUUCAAGGAGGUGGGGACACCAAAGACACACAGGCGGUACCUGGCUCGUGAUAGUGGUACCUAUGGGCCUAUGCCACGCAGAACUCCAAAGGGUCUAUUGGGAAUGCCAUUCAACACAACUGCUGUAGAUGGAUUGUACUGUGUGGGGGAUAGUUGCUUUCCAGGGCAAGGUGUUAUAGCUGUAGCCUUUUCAGGAGUAAUGUGUGCUCAUAGAGUAGCUGCUGACAUUGGGCUAGAGAAGAAGUCACCAGUAUUGGAUGCUGCUCUCCUUCGACUACUAGGUUGGUUUAGGACAUUAGCAUGAGUUCCACCGUCAAUAUGUGAGAAGCAUCAUGGUCAUUUGGCUGGAACAGCAUGGCUUGCAUCUGAAUUUUUAGUGAUCAAGACCUAGUUGAGAUGCAAAAGGAUGUUUGUCCUAUUUUUUCAAAAGGUGUUUCCCCCGGGAAUCUUUUGUGGUGGCCAUCAAAUCCAAUGGAGGUAUUUUGUGACAUUGGGGUAUUAGUUGAUUUCAGCUAUUAAAUCAUCUGUUGUAAAUUUUCUGACACGGGGGUAUGUAUGCAUACUCCAGAAUUCUCUUUAUGAUAUUUGAUAUAGAACAAUUUUUU
Messenger RNA from Ilex paraguariensis (yerba mate), 2734 nucleotides. Lineage: Eukaryota; Viridiplantae; Streptophyta; Magnoliopsida; Aquifoliales; Aquifoliaceae. The record is from the annotation of a GenBank genome assembly.